This is a messenger RNA of Cryptococcus wingfieldii CBS 7118, 2001 nucleotides long. RefSeq lists its product as hypothetical. The record is from RefSeq and is a predicted model, not a curated record. NCBI's taxonomy places the organism in Eukaryota, Fungi, Basidiomycota, Tremellomycetes, Tremellales, Cryptococcaceae. The transcript is spliced from 5 exons. Gene Ontology annotation, cellular component: RNA polymerase II transcription regulator complex. Bases 1 to 2001 code for a protein of 666 amino acids. Gene Ontology annotation, molecular function: transcription cis-regulatory region binding; DNA-binding transcription activator activity, RNA polymerase II-specific.
AUGGAGUCCGCUCUUUCCCCAAACACCACCGCCCUCUUCAACUACCUCUCCUCGUCAUUCAACAAUGACCAGUCAAACAAUCCCACCUCUCUCCCCACCGCCGCCCUCUUCAACAGCAUGCCCGUUCCGGCCAGAGACACCCCAGAGGACACCCCUCCUUCUGCCCCAUCGUCCUCAGAGCCCCUUCGACACGCCAGCGCAGAUGAAGAGUCCGACUCCACCCUAGACAGGCAGAACAGCACUGGGUUGAGUACGGGCGCUAAUGUGCGCAACAAACGCAAGGCGGGUCAGCACAGUCGAGUUGCCGAAGAAGACGAAGAGGAGGGAUCCGAGUCUGAUCUGCCGUCUGGACAUGAAGACAAGAGGCAGAAUGGAAAAGGCAGGACGGCGUCGGGUGCUUCGGGCUCGGGAAGGAGAGGAGGCCGCAAGUCUUUGACAACCGCGGAUGGCGAGGGGCGUAAAGAGCUCAGCAAGUCUGAGAGGCGAAAGGAGCAGAACAGGGCGGCUCAAAAGGCGUUUAGGGAGAGGCGUGAGGCAAAGGUCAAGGAUCUUGAAGACAAGGUUUCCGAGCUCGAGGGUCAGGCCUAUGGCGCGCAGAUUGAAAACGAGAAUCUUCGUGGGAUCCUCAAGCGGCUGCAGGAAGAGAAUGUCGCUCUCAAGCAGUCGGCAUUCACCUUUUCCAUGCCCAUGAGCACCCCGGCUAGCACCAACGCACCACAGCCACAGAACCCCAAGCCCCCUACACCUCCUCACACCAACACCGAAGACAGUCUCAAGAGUGUUAACGAUAUGCGUCCUGCCUCGCAUCGCAACUCUUCAGCUGCGUCUUUGUUCAAAGAUAGCCCAGAGUCUCUUGUGUCAGUCGGAAGCGGUACUGAUCAGACACCUCCCAAUCUCUUCCCAGACCAUUUCAACGCCUUUGCACUCGGCGGUGUUGGUGUUCCUCCCAAGGAUCCUAGCGUUCCCACCCUGGCGGCUCAGCAUCAAACUGAGAAGAAGGUAUCCCCUCCUAGCUCCGUGUCCACCGCAGGAGACUCUGAGUUUGCCGCUCUCUGGUCCAGUCUUUACCCCAACGGUGUCGAGCCUGCUGUGAAUCAAAACAGUAGUGACGCGAAAGGUGGUCCGUUCCAGUUGCUCAAUUCGCAACCCGAGUUCAUGUCGUUCACCAACGCUGGCUUUGGGUUCAGUGACUACUUUCCCGACUCGGCAUCUGCCAUGGAGACAGAUCCAACUCCUCCGCCUGCACCAGCCGCGCCCACCCCAAACCUUGGUGCGACUGGCAACACGUCAGACUGGAACAAAUUCGCGUUCCGUGAUUCCUCUGCCGACGCCGCGGCGGCCAACUGGGAAAGUGGUGUCGACUCUAGUGUAUCUGAUUUCCUUGCUUCUCUUACUGGCUCGGACAAUGCGGCUCCACAAGAGCCCGUUGGUGAUGACGACGCAUUCAAUGCGCAGAUGAGAAAGAUUUUCGGCGCCGACAACUCUCCCUCUGCGGCAUUCAACAUUGGUACGGGUAGUUCCACAUUCAGCCCCAACAACUAUCUCAACAUGUCGCCAUCACCUCUUAUCCAAAAUUCCAACGGGGUCUCACCCGAGUCGUCCGCUUCCCGGUCAAACACCGAUUCUGGCAACUCGCCGUUAUCGUCCAACACAAGUGUCUCUGGCGCUCAAAAGCCUUCGAGCGGUUCCGAAUCUGGGGACUGCCUGCCAGCCAAUCUUGGCACAUGUAUCGCACCUGGACCUUUCAAGAAGAGUCAUGAUAUUGUGCAUAUCAUUGAUGAGAAUGGACGGACAGUCAAGCCUUCCGAGCUGUGGAUCAAACUGGGUAUGGAGUACGAGAACUCUAUGGACUCACUUCUCAUCGAUGAUCUUUGCGCCCAAAUGAGAUCCAAGGCGACGUGUAAAGACGGCAAAAUGCAGCUGAGUCUCAAGGAUGCCGAGGAACAGUAUCGUCACGAUUGGAUCAAGAAUCAAGAGGCGGGCAAUGAGCCGACACCGUAA